Armigeres subalbatus is the source of this 904-nucleotide messenger RNA. Its product is annotated as microsomal glutathione S-transferase 1-like. The record is from RefSeq and is a predicted model, not a curated record. Lineage: Eukaryota; Metazoa; Arthropoda; Insecta; Diptera; Culicidae. Bases 59 to 505 code for a protein of 148 amino acids. Gene Ontology annotation, cellular component: membrane. The transcript is spliced from 2 exons.
CCAGCAGUGUUCCGAUAGCAUCGCGUAACUAAUCACGCAGUCGUUUGAUUCGUUCAACAUGAGCAACUUUUUCGAAACCGUUGAUCCGACCAUUUUUCGGUCGUACAUUUUCUGGUCCGCGGUACUGGGCCUCAAAAUGUUGGUCAUGUCCAUACUAACGGGCAUGAAGCGGCAAGCCAAAAAGGCUUUUGCCAACCCGGAAGACGCGCCCAAAGGUGUCAAGCCGGUUACCAACGAUCCGGACGUGGAGCGUAUUCGGAGAGCGCAUUUGAACGAUCUGGAAAACAUUCUUCCCUUCUUCGUCAUUGCAUUCCUAUACCUGUUCACCAAUCCGAGUGUUUUGGUGGCCACAAAUCUGUUCCGUGCGGUGGCCGUGGCGCGGAUUGUGCAUACUUUGGUUUACGCCGUGUUUGUCAUUCCCCAGCCAGCCCGUGGGUUGGCUUGGAUGGUGGGAUACUUCAGCACCGGCUACAUGGCUGUCACAACGAUCCUCGCAUUUCUGUGAUGUAAGCUAAUAAUAGAUUAUGGAAAUAAUUGAUUCUAAUAGGACUAGGCACCAAGACGGGACAAUAAAAAGUGUUUUGCAUUUUUUCUUAGUGAUGCCAGCCAUGAAUAUUAAUGUCGGGUGACCAUGCGGUAGUCAGUGUCUGUGUCAUCAAUUCAGGGCACGUUUUGCAAAUCACUUUUUGAUGUUUAAUAAUGCUCUUCUGGGUGGACCAUCUCAUUGUUGGGAAGAAUGUUAAGCAAGGCAAGAGUAGGUUUGAAGAAGAUAUUUUCACUUUUCACACAACAAACAAGUAUCAAAUAUUCUGAUAAUGAAUACACAAUUGCAACUCUAAAACAUCUUCCAACUGUCAAUUUUCUGCUGCCAACUUCUCACAUUGCAAUCUUACUUAUUAAGUAU